This is a messenger RNA of Wickerhamiella sorbophila, 543 nucleotides long. Its product is annotated as Mediator of RNA polymerase II transcription subunit 18. Lineage: Eukaryota; Fungi; Ascomycota; Dipodascomycetes; Dipodascales; Trichomonascaceae. Gene Ontology annotation, biological process: regulation of transcription by RNA polymerase II; termination of RNA polymerase II transcription. The record is from RefSeq and is a predicted model, not a curated record. The coding region runs from base 1 to 543 and encodes 180 amino acids. Gene Ontology annotation, cellular component: core mediator complex; mediator complex. The transcript has 2 exons. Gene Ontology annotation, molecular function: transcription coregulator activity.
AUGGUCCAGGAGCUGUCGCUAUAUGGAGUAGUAGCUGAGCAGGAGCAGCCUAUUUUUCUUAGUGCACUGACGUCGUGGUCGGGCAUGAGGCCCCGCGAGUUUCAGGAACACAUUCUGUGCUGGGAGCCCACGUACCCGUUCCGCCCGAAGCUGGCGGCCGGCCAAGUAAACCAGAUCGAGCAGUACCGGAUAUUUGCACGGCAAAACGACCCGCUGUGUCGACCGUUUCAAGAGAACAAACAAGCGCUGUCGCAAGAAAAAUGGGAGAUUUCCGUCCACGAGGUGCCAGAGGCUGGCCAGGCCCUCAAGCUUAUCUCGCAAUCCGUGUUGACGACGCCCAUCCACGAGGGCGAUCCGUUCGACUUUCUCGCCACCCUGGGAUACACCUACAAAGACGAAUACUGGGUAAAAGGUUAUGAGUUUGUUAUUAAAAACGUUGUGCUUAGAAUAUUUCGGAUUUUGACCUGCUCCGCGGACCAAUUGAGCCUGGCUGAUCCGUCGAAACAGUUUCUUGUAAAGGCCCACAUCUCGUGCAAGACGUAA